AUGGAUGAUGAAGACGUCCAAUUUUAUCAAGUUCACAAUGUUGUUAUUCAAAAAAUUGGCAAUGUUCCGUUAGCUAACGGUGAUUUUACAAAGAUUCCACGUCAAGUACAAUCAUGGGUGGCACAAAUGGUUCAACUGUGUACACCUCGAGGUAUUUACAUUUGCGAUGGCUCGCAAGAAGAAGCCGAUAUGGUUAUUCAGAAAUUAAUUGACCGAGGAACAUUGACUCAACUCAGAAAAUAUGAAAAUUGUUACAUUUGUCGAACUGAUCCGAAAGAUGUAGCAAGAGUGGAGUCAAAAACCUGGAUUGUAACUCAAGAUCGUUAUACAACGUUGCCACAUUCACAGGAAGGUGUAAAAUGUGUACUUGGUCAAUGGAUGUCACCAGAUAACAUGAAAAAAGAACUUGAUGAACGUCUUCCAGGAUGUAUGGCCGGUCGAAUGAUGUAUAUAAUUCCGUUUUCAAUGGGUCCGAUUGGUUCUUCAUUGUCAAAAUAUGGUGUUCAAGUUACAGAUUCAAAUUAUGUUUUACUUUGUAUGAGAAUAAUGACACGUGUUUCAUCAGAUGUAUGGUCACAUCUUAAAGAUGGUGAAGAAUUUGUUAAAUGUCUCCAUUCAAUGGGUUGUCCAAGACCACAUCAACAAAAAGUUAUCAAUCAUUGGCCGUGUAAUCCGGAGAAAACAAUCAUAACACAUUUUCCUGAUAUUCGAAAAGUUAUAUCCUUUGGCAGUGGCUAUGGUGGUAAUAGUUUAUUAGGCAAAAAAUGUUUUGCUCUACGUAUCGCUGGACGAAUUGCUUAUGAUGAAGGAUGGUUUGCUGAACAUAUGUUAAUUAUGUCUGUUACAAAUCCAAAAGGAGAAGAAAAAUUUAUUGCUGCAGCUUUUCCAUCUGCUUGUGGCAAAACAAAUUUAGCUUUACUGACACCAUCAAUUGAAGGUUAUACGGUUAAAUGUGUUGGUGAUGAUAUUGCAUGGAUGCGAUUCGAUAAAGAAACUGGUGAAUUAAAGGCAAUCAAUCCAGAAGCUGGCUUCUUUGGCGUUGCACCGGGAACAAAUAUGAAAACAAAUCCGAUAGCAAUGCGUACAUGUCUCAAAAAUUCUAUAUUUACAAAUGUAGCCGAAACCGAAGAUGGAGGUUUCUUCUGGGAAGGCAUGGAGGAUGAAGUUGAAAAAGGCACAGAAAUAACAUCAUGGCUCGGUGAAAAAUUUAAAUUGGGUGAUAUCAAAAAUUUUAAAGCCGCACAUCCAAAUGGUCGUUUCUGUUGUCCAGCUUCACAAUGUCCGGCUAUACACCCAAAAUGGGAAGAUCCAGCUGGUGUUCCCAUAUCUGCGAUUAUAUUUGGUGGUCGAAGACCGGAAGGCGUUCCAUUGAUUAUUGAAUCGUUUGAUUGGAAACAUGGUGUUUUUCUUGGAGCACAAAUGAAGUCCGAAACAACAGCUGCUGCGGAACAUACGGGAAAAGCAAUAAUGCACGAUCCGAUGGCAAUAAGACCAUUCGUUGGUUAUAAUUUUGGACAUUAUUUACAACAUUGGCUUAAUUUUGAAAAAGACCCUAAAAAUAAAGUAUGUCUACUAUAAUUUCUUUGCUGAGAAUUAGCAAUAUUCAUUUUUUUAUGUUUUUAUCUCUUUAGUUACCAAAAAUAUUCCAUGUCAAUUGGUUUCGUCUAGAUAAAAAUAAGAAAUUCUUAUGGCCUGGAUACGGUAG
Molecule: messenger RNA, 1705 nt
Organism: Didymodactylos carnosus
Lineage: Eukaryota; Metazoa; Rotifera; Eurotatoria; Philodinida; Philodinidae
Source: the annotation of a GenBank genome assembly